Molecule: messenger RNA, 2060 nt
Organism: Ilex paraguariensis (yerba mate)
Lineage: Eukaryota; Viridiplantae; Streptophyta; Magnoliopsida; Aquifoliales; Aquifoliaceae
Source: the annotation of a GenBank genome assembly
CUAAUUCUGUACGCAAUCAAAGGCAAGGUGGUGGGUGGCUGCCCAUUUCUGUGAAAGAGAGCAUCCACAAUCUUUCAAAGUACGUGUUUGACACCGUUUCAGUGCCUACAAAUCAAAUGCAUAAGUGAACCUUUUGGAUUUUAAGACAACCUUGAAGUUAAAACUGUUUUACCAGAAGUCAACUUUGCCAUAGUUUUCCACCAAGCAGAGGGAGAGAGGGGACACAGAGAGAGAUUCGCAGUAACCCAACAUCUCUCUCUGAUAAAAUUCAAGCAAGAUCCAGUUGAAUAGUUCUCUUCAAAGCAGGUGGGUCGACCUUCAACCUCUCUCUUUUUUUCUCUCUCUCCCCCUUCCUGUUUGUGGAUGGGUGAAGAGGGACUGGUUGGUGAUACCGAGAACACUGAAAAUUCAAAGACAAACCCAAAACUAACUCUCUUGCCUCUUAUUGCACUUAUAUUCUAUGAGGUUUCUGGGGGUCCGUUUGGCGUGGAAGAUUCUGUCAGGGCUGGAGGUGGCCCUCUUCUAUCCUUGCUUGGUUUCUUGAUAUUCCCCAUAUUUUGGAGCAUCCCAGAAGCUCUGGUUACAGCUGAGCUAGCCACAAGCUUCCCUGAAAAUGGUGGGUAUGUCAUUUGGAUAUCAUCAGCUUUUGGGCCAUUUUGGGGCUUCCAAGAAGGUUUUUGGAAAUGGUUUAGUGGUGUUAUGGACAAUGCCCUUUACCCAGUAUUGUUUCUCGACUACUUGAAGCAUUCGAUUCCCAUAUUUAAUCGGAUGAUUGUUCGAAUUCCAUCUCUUUUAGGUAUUACAGUUGGUUUAACAUACUUGAACUAUAGAGGGCUACAUAUAGUUGGGUUUUCUGCUGUUUUGCUUGCCAUUUUCUCCCUUUUUCCCUUCAUAGUAAUGGCUAUUCUCUCAAUUCCUCAAAUUAGGCCUAAACGAUGGCUCGUUGUAGAUAUAAGAAAUGUGGAUUGGAGGGGAUACUUUAACACCAUGUUUUGGAACUUGAAUUAUUGGGAUAAAGCAAGUACAUUAGCAGGGGAGAUCAAAGACCCGUGUAGGACUUUCCCUAAGGCACUCCUGGGGGCUGUAGUUUUGGUUGUUUGUUCGUAUUUGAUUCCACUUCUUGCGGGUACAGGAGCUUUGACGUCUGAUCCUAGUGAGUGGAGUGAUGGGUAUUUUGCAGAAGUUGGGAUGUUGAUAGGAGGGUUUUGGCUAAAGUGGUGGAUCCAAGCAGCUUCUGCCAUGUCUAAUUUGGGGUUGUUUGAAGCAGAAAUGAGUGGUGAUGCCUUUCAACUUCUUGGGAUGAGUGAGAUGGGAAUGCUCCCAGCUAUAUUUGCUUCCAGAUCCAAGUAUGGGACGCCAACCAUCAGCAUCUUGUGUUCUGCAACCGGGGUGAUCUUCUUGUCAUGGAUGAGUUUUCAGGAAAUCUUGGAAUUCCUUAACUUCCUCUAUUCUAUUGGAAUGCUUCUUGAGUUUGCAGCUUUUAUAACAUUGAGAAUAAAGAAGCCGGAUCUUGACAGACCUUACAAGGUUCCUUUACAUACAUUUGGAGCAACGAUGCUUUGCCUGCCUCCUGCUUUCUUGCUUGUUCUUGUCAUGUCUUUGGCAUCUGUAAAGACAUUUCUAGUCAGUGGUGCAGUUAUUAUUGUUGGGUUUGCCUUAUACCCCACUAUUCUCUAUGCAAAGGAUAAAGGGUUGGUCCUGUUUUGUACACAACAACUAUCAGGGCCUUCUGAUAAUGAUGUUGAAGGCCAUCCAAUUCUAUCAGAACAGCUUCAAGAUAUCACUGAUGAAGCUUCUGUCAGCCUUCUUUCAGACUCUUCGUCUUCUAAGGCCGAACAAGUGUCUGGAUUAUCUGGGGAAGCUCUGAAAUUGGAGUAGAAGGUCGUCUCAACCAUUUUGUACUAAAGUUACAGAAUGAGAAGCAGUUUUUUCCAUUCACUAGAUUGAAUGAUAACAUAUAAUUUAUAAGCAGAUUUUUUAUUCACUAGAUUGAAUGAUUGCAUGUAAUUUAUAAUGUACUUUGAUUAACCAUCCAAAUUGCUAUUUUAUUAUAUUUAAUG